Rangifer tarandus platyrhynchus (Svalbard reindeer) is the source of this 540-nucleotide messenger RNA. Lineage: Eukaryota; Metazoa; Chordata; Mammalia; Artiodactyla; Cervidae. The record is from the annotation of a GenBank genome assembly.
AUGAAAAUGUUUGAAAGCAUUGACUCUGCAACCACAAGAUCUGGCCCAGAUCUUUGGGCUGAAAUCUGUUCCUGCCUGCCACAUCCUGACCAAGACGACAGUGCCAGUAAUGCCUUCUCAGACUCCUUUAUGGAUUCUUACCCUGCAGGCACAGGCCAGAGGGAGGCCCCACACUUCGCAGCACAGCCAGCUGUAAAGCCUUGGGCUCCCUUGCAGGAUUCAGAAGUGUAUUUAGCAUCUUUAGAGAAGAAACUGAGAAGAAUCAAAGGUUUAAAUCAGGAAGUGACUUCCAAGGACAUGCUUCGAACCCUGGCCCAAGCAAAGAAGGAAUGCUGGGACCGGUUCCUCCAGGAGAAGUUAGCAUCUGAGUUCUUUGUGGAUGGACUUGAUUCUGAUGAGAGCACCUUGGAACAUUUCAAGAGGUGGCUCCAGCCAGAUAAGGUAGCCAUCAGUACAGAGGAGAUCCAGUAUCUGAUUCCUCCAGAGUCACAGGUUGAGAAGCCAGCGCCGGGGGAUGAGCCAACAGCAGCAGAACAAUAA